UUGAGCAAGGCCUAGCAUGGAGGACUAAAAUGCAUGUCGAAACUCGAGCGGUAAAGAGCCACCACUCACGAAAAUGGAUAAUUUAGUCAGAUGAUGAUAUCAAGCAAAUUUCGUAGUCGACAAAGAGAUGGAGUUUAAAUUCAACAUCAACCACUUGUUUGGAGAGACGGUGACAGUGGUAGACAAUCGUCUUCAACCAUGCAGAUCAACAGGAGAGAAUCUUGGAUUGAACAUGGAGGAGGUCAUAGAUGAAAUGGGACAAGCCUCUGCCAAAGCUCAAGGGCUGCACGCGCCCAUUACUUCAGCACACAGACUUCGCUUCUCCAGCCACCAUUUGUACGUCAUGAAAGAUGCCUCGGCCAGUGGAGGUUUGGGUUCAGUUGUUGGAAUUCUGAAAGUCGGACGAAAGAAACUCUUUGUGCUCGACAACCACGGCAACCAGAUCGAGAUGGAGCCACUGUGCGUUCUCGACUUCUACGUCCACGAGUCGUGCCAGAGGAGAGGGUGCGGGAAACAGCUCUUCCAGACUAUGCUGAGGCAUGAGGGAAUUGAGGCUCAACACCUUCCCAUCGACAGACCCUCCCACAAGUUUACCUCCUUCCUAGCCAAGCAUUACAACCUUCGGGCAACCAUCCACCAGGUCAACAAUUUUGUCAUCUUUGAGGGUUUCUUCCGAGGCCAACCUGAGGAAAGCUUUGUCAGGAAGCGAUCAGGAGUUGCCGGGAAUCGGAAACCGCCAGUAGCGCCCAAUAAGAGAGAAGUUCCUCACUCGCGCUACCGCAAUGCCUCCAAUGCUGCCCUGUGGUCCCAUGGCGGCAGCACCGUGGGCGUUUCUGCCCGGCGCAACUCCAUGGACAAUCCCACCACAGCCCAGACCACGGCGCCGGCCAAGGACGCGUUGCCUGCCAUUGGCCGGUCAGGCUCGGCAGGCUCCAUCAGCUCCCAGGGUUCCCUCAACAGCCCGCUCAUCCCUGGCUCUUCAGAUGCCAACGAUUUGCUUCCAAAAGCGCAUGUUGCCCAAGCAAACCACUACAGCAGGCACAAACUUCUGACAGGAACACCCCCAUCUCCCAGUGGAUCUGCCUCAAAGACAAGGACCCCUCCCUUUGGAGCCAAUGUGUCACUGGUGCCCAAUGGAUCACCAGUAAGCGGUGACACCUCAGGUGGGCGUGGUCUAGCCAAGGAUACCACGCCCCCCUUUGGACGACCGGACACAAUUGGCCUGAACAGCCACCUGACGACCCAGACGCGGGAUGGUCACUUGAAGUUGUCUCCCAUUGCCACCUCCACUGUCCCUGGAGGAACUCUCAAGCAAAGUCCUGUUCUUCCUGGCAUCGGUGCCACUGCUUCACAGCAAGCCACGACUGGAUCGCCUUCAAAUCCUACCGGCUACAGCCAAAACUCCCCUAGCGGCUUGACCAGUGAGGGCAACUACUGCGUGACCCCACCCACCAAGACCAUGCACUCCUCUUGGAACAUCAUGGGGGUCCCACCCAGCUACCAGACGAGACAGGGCGAUGGGGGACUGGCCCACCGGAGCUCUUUGGGAAGAGGCUCCAACCGACCCUGGUGACACCCAGGCGGCCUGUCAUCAAUCCCUUCCCUCCCGGGUGCUGAGAUUUAGGUGGACCCAAGCCCAUGGGCCAGUUUGGCUGUCUCGGGUCAUACGCACACACACCCCCUUGGCCCAGAUGUGACACUUGCUUGAAAGCCAUGGUGAAUGAAAAAUGUAUGCAUGUUAACUCUCUGGAAUGCCUGACCUGCAUGUGUUUGCAGGAGUAAAUGGCGCCCUCACUAGGGUAUGCACUGAUGGUAUGGGCCUAGUGCUCAGCGAGAUUUCACAGCAUGGAAGCCGUGCACUUAUACGAAACCUGUUGGAAGUAAACUAUUUGUCAGCAUCAUGAAAGAAGAAAUGAGUGUUACAUUGUACUUAAAUUUAGGUUCAAAACCUACGUGUGUACUUAAAAUCUUUUAUUGCAUGGAUUAGAGAAUCGUUUUUUUCUCAUCACAUUGUUCACAAUUAAUAGCAACAAACACACCAAAGGUCAAAUACUUCAUUGUCAACAUCUAUGCACAGGUCAACAGAUUGGCCAACUGUUAAGGUGCUGAAAUGUAAUGUUUUUUUUUUUAUUCAAAGGCCUACUCAGUAGUCAUGUCAGUUUAUCUGGGAUGUUGUUUUGCAAGGAGAGUAGUGAAUAGAUUUGCUGGAAGAACGUGAACACAUUUAGGGAACAGUCCGAAACAUGAAUUGUCCUUUUUUAAGAUUUGCACCUUUAACUUAAACUCUGUUUGUUCACUUUUCCCAGGAGUAAGUUUUCUUUUAAGAACCGGGUACUUUCCCUGGUUCAAGAGAAAUCACAAGGAAUCAACUGAUGUGCGGGCACUUUCUUUCUGUUACUAGGGGGGUGGGACGAUGUCGUCAGUGAUUUUGAAUGCAUUUUUCUGAACAGCUUCAAAUAGUAUUCUUUGAAAAAGUGGCCUGCUUGGGUGUGAGACGUAGUUGUCAAGAUGCUGGAGCAUCAAGUUAGCUAUCUGGUAGUUUGUCCGUUCAUCUGUCUGUGCAUCUAUAGAAGGUGGUGUAUACGUCCAUACACCCAUAUAGCCUGUUCAGAUGGGCCAUGAGUCAUAUUUCUCAUCAAAUCUUUGGAAAGGUAAUUGUUUUGAAAGCUUCACCACCUGUCUAUGCCUUCUGCCGAGAACUUGUAUUUUUGUAGUUUCAGCUCAGGAAAUCUUUGCUUCAGGUACGUACACAGUGCCUUGAUUUUUUUGGAGUUGUCCACUCAAACAUAACUGCCUCCUCCAUCUACAGUUCAUCUGGGGCUGAAGGUCAACCGACUACUUCAGUACUUUGAGGUCAAGUGUCGGCAGUCUGUCAUGAAGUCUAUGUAUUCCUAAGACCUCGUGUUUUACAUUUCCCCCCCCCCCGGAUUUUUUGAAAAGUGAAUGCAAUUUCAAACAGUUCAUCAAAAUUUGAUCUGAGGGAAAGAAACUUUCUAGUUCAAAUGUUUGAAGGAAUAUAUAUCGACAUGUACACUUUGCCUUCUUUUCAAGGGCACAAAACAGUUGUGUUUAAAUCCAAGCUGUAGGUCAGAGGUCAAAGGCGGUGAGUACAUAGACCUGAAUUACUUGUCAAGGGGGGACCACAGGCCCAAACUAAGGGCAGUGUAGGAAUUAUGUAUCUGAACUACUGUGGCAAAAAGUUGGCCACUUCAGCAUCGGAGGAGUUGCUGCCUUUCACAAGUAGGAUUGUUUCCCAAACUUGGCUUUCGGUCAGAGUUGUAUGUAUAGCUCUAGAGUGCCGAAGUGUGACCUCAUUUCAAACCAGGAAGCGUGGUGCAAAUGAAUGGAGUACGCGCAUCCAUUGGUUAACGCGCCGGUUCUCGCACAAUUACACAUGUAGUUGUACACUUGACUAUUCGCUUCAGUCGGUACUCUGUAGAUGUUGCUAGCAUUGAUCUGUAUUUCUCAGUAGUUUUUGGGUGUCCUUUUUAGGCUUCGCUUUUUUUUUUCCUCCUAAAUUUGAAGUUUUUGGCCCACUGAUAACUCACAACUCCACAUGCAGCAGAGUGAAGUAUUUCUAUUGAAGUUAAAGACUGUAGGCCUGCCUUCGGUGAUUGAAUUUAGAGAUGAUGCCAGAGACGGAGCCGAAAGCUGAGUAUUGGAAAACCACCAGAGACUUAGCGCUUAAGAUUUGGAUGCUGCAGUGGCCUGAAUCUCAGUUGUCAUUGACCUUUAUUUCAUUGUAAAUUGUGCACGUGUGUGACAGGUAUUUACAAAGGACAAAGUCAAAUUUUUAUGGAGAAAAUACACAUUUUUCAUAGAUACUGAAUAUGAUAAUGAAUAUACUAUAUUGUACCAAAAUAGUGGUAUACAUGUACAUGUAUGUAGUUAGUAGAUAGCGCUUGUGUGGAUGUAGGAUUGUAUGCCGUCCGAUCCAAAAGUAGUUGUUAGGUGAAUUUGAUGAAGACAAAACUAUGUGCAAUAGUUUAAGAAUUACGAAUGUAUUGCAUGUACAUACGGAUUAUUUUUCUUUUGGAGUGUCUUAUUCUAUUGGCCGUACCAGUCAGAUUUUUUUUUUAAAUAUCCAGCAAUGUG
Acanthaster planci (crown-of-thorns starfish) is the source of this 4095-nucleotide messenger RNA. RefSeq lists its product as uncharacterized. Gene Ontology annotation, cellular component: microtubule. Lineage: Eukaryota; Metazoa; Echinodermata; Asteroidea; Valvatida; Acanthasteridae. Gene Ontology annotation, biological process: alpha-tubulin acetylation. Gene Ontology annotation, molecular function: tubulin N-acetyltransferase activity. The record is from RefSeq and is a predicted model, not a curated record.